UCUCCUUGCAACUCGAUUGUUAAUUGCUUGUCAAUCGAUCGGCCGACUGCGGUUUGUUUUAAUUAAUACAUAGUGGUUUUAUUACGGCAAAUUAUGUCGAUUCUAGUGCGAUUACGGGUGAAAAACGUUCAGAAAAUUGCUAUAUCUGGCUUGAAUUCCGCGUUUGCCACACAAACUGACAGUGCGACACAGUUGGAACCAGAUGAAUUCAGAGUUCUCAAAUUAAAACCAGAUCCACCGCCCCCAAGAACGUCCAGACAAGCAUCCAAUGCAUACAUACCACCUGCUAGGACAACCCAAAUGCCAACAGACCAAAAUUGGGGGGCUGUUUGGCCAGCUGCUCGGUCAUUCCAUCCGGCCACAGUUCCGUUACCCGUACGCCAGGGGUAUCCCUUGAAGAAUCAAGGUCCCAUCCACAAAUAUGGAAAUGCCGAGUUGAUGAAAAUUCCAAAUUUUCUUCAUCUCACUCCACCGGUUGUCAAGCAGCACUGCGAAGCUUUGAAACAGUUUUGCACACCCUGGCCUGCUGGUUUGGAGACCGAUGAGGAUUGCGAAAAACAUUUCCCUAUGGAAAUCAUCUAUUCGGAUUACUGUUAUUCCUCUCCCACUAUUAGGGAACCUUUGGCCAGGAUCGUUACUCGAAAAUUAAAACUUUCCAAUCUGAAGUUGGACCAACACGCUAAAGACAAGUUACUUCGAUUAGUCGGAGACAGAUACAAUCCCGAAACAGAUAUGCUAACGAUUACCUCCGACAGAUGCCCAACGAGAAAACAAAACCUGGAAUACACGGAAUACCUGUUCACUGUAUUGUUCCACGAAUCAUGGAGCGUAGAACCUUGGGAAGCCGAAAAGUCCGAAGCGGACAUGGAGUAUUACGAUUGGGACAGGAGCAGGAGUCGAGAAGAAUUAAUAACUCUUCAUUGUUGGCCUAAUCCUCCGACAGACAAUGACUACGAAACGAUUCCCCACGUCACCGAAUAUAAGAUCGCAGUUUCUGACCUCAUAAACAAUGGCGAGGACGAACAUUCGAUCAGUAAAUACAAAGAGGCGGUUAAGAACAUGCUUUUAAUAAAAAAGAAAGACGACGAAGUCAAAGAUUUGUAAUAUAGGUAACGAUAUGAAUAAAACCGUAGUGGUCAAAG
Messenger RNA from Athalia rosae (coleseed sawfly), 1142 nucleotides. RefSeq names its product 28S ribosomal protein S35, mitochondrial (gene mRpS35). The transcript is spliced from 3 exons. Gene Ontology annotation, cellular component: mitochondrial small ribosomal subunit. The record is from RefSeq and is a predicted model, not a curated record. Gene Ontology annotation, biological process: mitochondrial translation. Gene Ontology annotation, molecular function: structural constituent of ribosome. Bases 94 to 1104 code for a protein of 336 amino acids. NCBI's taxonomy places the organism in Eukaryota, Metazoa, Arthropoda, Insecta, Hymenoptera, Athaliidae.